ACGACGGUCGGCACGCACUCACAAAAACCAGUACACACGACGGCGGUACACGCUCCGCACUCCGUCCUCCUAUCUCGCUCUCGCUUCCCGAACUCUCGAUCACCCUUCUCGCUCGCUCGCUCCGCCGCCGCCGCCGCCGUCGCCGAGCGCCGUCGCGACGUACGACUGCUGCUGCUGCUGCUGCAGCUGCUACAUACAAAAGACAGAGAGCGCGCGCGUGCGCACGCUCACAAACACACACGCACUGACGAACGCUUUGCGGCCCGUCGCUCGACGCACAUACCCCUUCAGCGUUCAGUGUCUCACGUGCUCCGCAUAAGUUCGGUGGUCGUUCGCUCUUGUCCGCACAUUUCACUACACUUUGUACACCGCUUACACCACCACCAAACAUAUUAUACACAUUUUAAUUAUUGUUGUUGCCGUACGAUAAUAAUAUACCGUGUUAAUAAUAUUGUGUUUAUACCUCGGUAUACUGUCGGUUAAAUACAUGCACUCGCGUUCGUUUUCGGCAAUAAAUCCGCUAGGCCGCAGUUGAAAGAAAUUUUAAUAGUAAUAUUAAUAAUAAUAAUAAUAAUAAUAAAAAAUUCGUUCGCUUUACGCGUCGUACCGCGGAUUCCGAGUGUUUUACGGGAUAUUAUUUUAUUGAUAAUAUACUUCGGUUAUCGGCAUUUCACCCCCGAUCGGCCGACACGCGUCCAUGACCAAGGUCGUCUGCGUUUGCUGCUGAAACCGUUUUCGCGGUUUUAAAUUUAUUUAGGAUUCUAAGGGAUCACUUCUACGAGGGUUACUGAAAAGGUUUAAAACUGGCUAUCGCUACUUCCAAACUGUAUUCCCAGGCUCCUUUACGAGUGUCAACGAGGCUAUACUUAUGAGCGUCCUUGUCCGAACCAUGUUCAAAGUUGAACACAAAUUAUUAUAAUGCCGGAUUUAACGUUUUCGUGUCGUUGAUGUGGUUGGAUAGAAUUUACCGACCCCAGAGGCCCGAAGGAGGACGGGAAUACUAUUCCUCCUACUUACAUGAACAUACCCGACAUUCGCGUCCGUUCGGCCGUGUUCAUACCUGUUCAUGACAGACCCUCUAUUUUUCAGCCUUAAUUUGGGAGUGGAUCAAAUGGCUACGUUGGCCGAACACGCGGCUGACUUCAGCGGCAUGUUGGCCGCGAGCGGCAUGGGCAUGCCGCAGCCGAUGACCGCCGCCCCAGUGCCGCUCGCCUUGCACCCGCACCAUCAGUCGGUGCGCGGCCCGUUGCCGGGCCUUGUAAAAAUCGCUCAGCCACAACCGACGGCCGUGUCGGCGGCCAACAAAGCGGGUUCGCCGCUGCAAAACGGCAACCAGUCGGCUCAAGACGUAGCGGCCGUGGUGGCCGCGCAACAGCAACAGCAACAACAGCAACAGCAACAGCAACAGCAACUGCAGCAGCAGCAGCAGCAGGCCAUCAUCGGCGGCGGCAAGCAAAACGGCGCUGUGCCGGUCGAGCAGAUGGUUUCGGCGCCUUCGCCCAGCGGCCGGUCCACGCCAAACAGCAGUACAGAGGGCACGUCGGCCAAACUGUUCGUCGGUGGUCUCAGUUGGCAGACGUCGGCCGACAAGCUCAAACAGUACUUUGGCAUGUUCGGUGACGUGACCAACGUGCUCAUCAUGAAGGAUCCCAUCACGCAGAGGAGUCGCGGUUUCGGAUUCAUCACGUUCUCGGACGCUGAGACUGUGGAAAAGGUGUUGGCCGUGCCCAUACACACGUUGGACGGCAAGAAGAUCGAUCCCAAGCACGCGACGCCCAAGAAUCGCCCGAAGGCUGGCAGCAAGACCAAAAAGAUAUUCGUAGGCGGCGUCAGCCAGGACACCACCGCUGACGAGGUGAAGGCGUACUUCAGCCAAUUCGGCAAGGUGGAGGAAACAGUGAUGCUGAUGGACCAACACACCAAGCGUCACCGCGGCUUCGGGUUUGUCACGUUCGAGAACGACGACAUAGUGGACACAAUAUGCGAGAUUCACUUCCACACGAUCAAGAACAAGAAGGUGGAGUGCAAGAAGGCACAGCCCAAGGAGCUAGUGCAGCCAGCGGCCGCGGCCGCCGCAGGCCUGUUGCUGGGCAAGCGCCCCGUGUUGGUCGGUGGACCGCUCGGCGUCCGUGUGGCCGCCGCUCCAGUGACACAGGCCAGCCACCAGUUGGCGGCCGUGCAACAGGCUCAGGCACAGGCCCAGGCCCAGGCUCAAGCCGCCGCGGCCGCGGUGGCCGCGCACAACUACAACAAGCUGUUCGCCACGUACCCAGGACUGGCCAGCUACCGUUACGCCCCGUAUCCAGUUCCGGUGUCCGCAGCCGCGGCCCCGCAGCCAGCAGCCGCCGCCCCGCAACCGGUGCCCACAGCUGCCGCGGCCACGCAGGCCGCAUAUCCGGCGUACAGCCUGUCCGGCAUCGACAUGAGUGGCUUCCAAGGCAUCGACUGGUCGUCCAUGUAUGGCAUGGGUGGCAUGUACGUUUAGGUCCGUUUCAACCCUUAUUGCGCGCGUCCUGUGCUGUUUGUAUGUUGUGUGUUGGUCAGGUCAAUUUUUUUCGCGUAAAUGAGAAAACCGAACAAAUAAAAAUAAAAACGAAAAAACAUUCUCUUGUUGCUCAGAUACAUUCUAUCAUUGAAAUUAUUUUUUUAAUAUUCAACCAAAAAAAAAAUCUAAAAAAAAAAUCCCCCAUCUGAAUCCUCCUCAUCCCAGCCCAAACCCAACCGCGUUUCAUUAUCUUUUUUUUUUUUUUUUUUUUUUAUUCAAAAUCGACGAGGCUGUCAGCCAGAUCUUCGGAGAUCAAUCCGCGCGUGUGCCAUACCACUGCCUCAUUGUCGUGAGUUAUUUUUUCAUCGGAUAAAACUAACGAUUUCUAGUCAGAGUUAUCAUUAAUAUUAAUUAAUUAUUAUUAUUUUUUAUGUAUUAUUAUUACUAUCAAUAAUUAUUAUUAAUUUUUAAUAAUUCUCAACUUUCUAAUAGUAGUGUGGUUAGUGUCUAAAUAACGUGUAAUUAAUUAAUUAGUUAAUGUAUUAUUUUGCUCUUUAAUAAAAAAAAAUUCCAAUGAUCAGUAGAGAAAAUACAUUCCAUUAAGGACCAAAGCUCACAAGCAUACAUCAUGACAAUUUUUUUUAAAUACCAUUUCAUAAAUUAUAUUCUUUUUUUCUCUAUAUAUUUCAUUCUCUCUCUCUCAUUA
Molecule: messenger RNA, 3191 nt
Organism: Melanaphis sacchari
Lineage: Eukaryota; Metazoa; Arthropoda; Insecta; Hemiptera; Aphididae
Gene: msi
Product: RNA-binding protein Musashi homolog 2
Exons: 5
Coding region: 1067-2485 (472 amino acids)
Cellular component (GO): cytoplasm
Molecular function (GO): RNA binding
Source: RefSeq, a predicted model, not a curated record